AUGCGGCCUCCCCCGGUGCGGGUGCUGCGCCUCGGCCGCGCGGCCUACCUGGACUCCCUGGCGGCGCAGGGCCGCUGCGUGAGGCGCCACCGCGAGGCCUCGGCCUCCUCCGAGGCGCCGCACCGGCUGCUGCUGUGGGAGCCGUCGGGCCCCGUCUUCACGGUGGGGCUGCGCGGCCUGGACGCCCGGCGGGCCUCGGCGGCGGAGGAGGCGGAGGAGGAGCGUCGCCUGAGGGCGCUGGGCGCCGGCUUCGAGCGCGUCCCCGCGGCGGCCUGGCCACCUUCCACGGGCCCGGCCAGCUGGUGGCCUACCCGGUGCUGGACCUGCGGCGCUUCGGGCUGCCCGUGCGGGGCUACGUGGCCGCCCUGGAGAGCGUGGCCGUGGCCGCCUGCCGAAGGCUCGGCCUCCCGCAAGCCGCCGCGCUGCCGCCGCCCUGCACCGGCGUCUGGCUCCGAGGGAGGAAGGUCUGCGCCAUCGGUGGGUGAGAGGAGAGAAAUCGCUGGCCUCCAGAGGCAGAGCUAGAUCUAUCCAGAGCUAUCUCUCUCUCUCUCUGUGUGUGUGUGUGUGUGUAUGUGUAUCUUGCUAUACACGUGUGUGUGUGUGUGUGUGUGUGUGUGUGUCUUGCUAUACGUGUGUGUAUGUAUGUGUGUGUGUGUGUGUGUGUAUAUAUAUAUAUAUAUAUAUGUGUGUGUGUGUGUGUAUCUUGCUAUACGUGUGUGUAUAUGUGUGUGUGUGUAUAUAUAUAUAUAUAUAUAUAUGUGUGUGUGUGUGUGUGUGUGUGUGUAUCUUGCUAUACGUGUGUGUAUAUAUAUAUAUAUAUAUGUGUGUGUGUGUGUGUGUGUGUGUAUGUAAAUAAAAUAUCUAUCUAGGGUUAUAUCUAUAUAUCCAUCUUUCUCUCUCUCUUUUUGUGUGUGUGUGUGUGUGUGUGUAUAUAUAUAUAUAUAUAUAUAUACACACACACACACACAUAUGUACCUAGGGCUAUACCCAUAUCCACAUCUAUAUCCAUAUCUAUCUCUAUACCUAUCUAUCUGUAUAAAUCAUAUCAUAUCUACCUAGGACUAUAUCUGUAUCCAUCUCUCUCUCUCUCUCUCUCUCUCUAUAUAUAUAUCUAUGGCUAUCUGUAUCUAUAUCUAUAUGUAUCUAGGGCUAUACCCAUACCCACAUCUAUAUCCAUAUCUAUAUGUAUCUAUACAGUAUAUAUCUCUAUAUAUGUCAUAUAUCUACCUAGGGCUAUAUCCCUAUCUAUAUGGCUGUCUUUUUCUAUAUCUAUCUAGGGCUAGGGCUGUGUCUAUAUCUAGCUAUAGCCAUAGCCAUUUCUAUUUUUAUAUAUAUGUCUAUAUGUAUCUAUAUCUAUAUCUAUAUCUAUAUCUAUAUAUCAUAUCUAUCUACCGGUAUAUCUAUAUCUAUGUAUAUCUAUGUAUAUCUAUGGCUAUACCUGCAUCUAUCAGCAUCUACAGCUGUACAGUAUAUCAUGGGGUGGAAAUGGACUGAUCUGUCUAUCCUGAAGGAAGACGCAUCUUUUGUUCACUUUUGGGUGAUGCAGACAUGUCUUCCAGGCAUCAUCUUAGAAGAAUUGUUCCCUCCAGUGUGUGAGAGAAACAAAGACUGGAGGGAAAAUUCCUAUCUUAAAUUUGGGCUUGCCAUUUACAGCAUUAACACAUGCUGAUAGCCUUUAGCCAAUUAAACUAUUUGUAAGUUAAUUCAUUUCCCUGGUGAGUCAAUUAAAUAUUGCAGCCCUAAUCUUAAAUUUUGCUACCUUUUAAAUGCAGGGUUAAUAGUUUGUUGGAAGUUGAUUUAUUCUGGUGUUCACUCUGAGGUUACUCCGUGCAGUAGUUUUCUUCAGUACAGUGGUACCUUGGUUCUCAAACGCCUUGGUACUCAAACAACUUGGAACCCAAACACUACAAACCCGGAAGUUAAGUGUUCCAGUUUGCGAACUUUUUUCGGAAGCUGGAAAUGCUCUGUUUUGAAUGUUACGCUUCUGAUUUGAGUGCCACACUUCCAAUUUGAGUGUUACACUGAGGUCUGUCUGUUUUUGCUAUUUAUUUUGGUUUUGGUUUUUGCGGCUCUCUUCAUUUUGUUUUUGUGUCUGCGUGGAAACCAGUUCAGCUACUGAUUGAUUAAUUGUGUGACUGCAGUACACUGUCUGUUGCUUUCAUUUUUAUGUAUCAAUGGUCUCGUUAGAUAGUAAAGUCCAUGUUAAAUUGCUGUUUUAGGGGUUGUUUUUAAAAGUCUGGAGCAGAUUAACCCAUUUUGCAUUACUUUCUAUGGGAAAGCGCGCCUUGGUUUUGGAACGGACUUCCGGAACGGAUUAAGUUUGAGAACCAAGGUACCACUGUAUUGCGGCACAGCGCUUGAUAAAUCGACAGGCGGCUCUCCCUUCCCAGUAAGUUUAAUGCAUCUCUCUGGUCUUGCUCUCCAGGCAUCCACUGCGGAAGGCAUAUCACCUCGCACGGUUUGGCUCUGAACUGCUGCACCGACUUAACAUGGUUUGACCACAUUGUUCCUUGUGGGCUGGAGGGGAAGGAGGUGACCUCUCUGAGCAGAGAACUCCAGAGACACGUCUCGGUUGAGGAAGCCACCGAGCCUUUUCUGGCUGCCUUUCAGGAGGUGUUCAAUUGCACUUUGAUGGAAGGAUCUCCAACAGAGAAUUAG
Messenger RNA from Podarcis lilfordi (Lilford's wall lizard), 2658 nucleotides. Lineage: Eukaryota; Metazoa; Chordata; Lepidosauria; Squamata; Lacertidae. The record is from the annotation of a GenBank genome assembly.